Messenger RNA from Hippocampus comes (tiger tail seahorse), 414 nucleotides. Its product is annotated as probable ATP-dependent RNA helicase DDX52. Lineage: Eukaryota; Metazoa; Chordata; Actinopteri; Syngnathiformes; Syngnathidae. Gene Ontology annotation, cellular component: cytosol. The transcript has 2 exons. Bases 27 to 368 code for a protein of 113 amino acids. Gene Ontology annotation, molecular function: RNA helicase activity. The record is from RefSeq and is a predicted model, not a curated record.
AAAAAUACACACGGAUACAAGCUCGAAUGUUGUGUUUUCAGGGUUUUCUGCCUCCCGUGCUGGUGUUUGUCCAGUCCAUCGAGCGAGCGCGGGAGCUUUUCCACGAGCUCGUCUACGAGGGCAUCAAUGUGGACGUCAUCCACGCUGAGCGCACGCAACAACAGCGGGACAACGUGGUCGAGAGUUUCCGCUGCGGAAAGAUCUGGGUGCUGAUCUGCACGGCGUUGAUGGCCCGAGGAAUCGAUUUCAAAGGCGUCAACCUGGUGCUCAACUAUGAUUUCCCCACCAGCGCCGUCGAAUACAUUCACCGGAUAGGUAAGCAACCUUUGCAUGGAUCUGAAUUUGUCUCCAACAAAAGAUACUUGUAAUGUCAACGUAUUUCCAUCAGUGUUCGUCAACCCGUUCUAUUUGCAU